UCCGCGGUCAGUGUUGUUCGAUUGACCGGGUAUCCGUAUUGCGCGCGUUUUCCGGCGUUAAUUCGUACGACUCUCUUAAAUAAUCUAGUGCGCGAGCGUAUCGUUUUCGAAAAAGAAAACUACCUCAAAAAUUGACUGGCGAAUCACGGUUUCCGACUCCUGUUGAGCUGCAAAAGGUGCGUGAAUUUGUCGGUUGAUGGUGGUGAGCCCUCGAAGCUCGGGUGAGUGCGUGCCCCGCACACUCGCCAAAAUGAAGAUGGCGGAGUUCCCUAGCCAGCAGAGCGAUGACCACUGAGCUCCUGCUCUCGAUGAUGCCACUUCUCCACGAUUCGACUUCAUCCCCGGGCACCUGAAGCUCCCCAGUGCGCGCGAAUCUCAUCACCCGACCUACCGCCAAUCGUUCAAUAGGUCGCGAGUGCCACUGACCAAAUUUCGAAAUUCAAGGGUAGCGGGUGGUGAAUUUUUGCCAAGAGUUUCGCUAAUUUGCAGGACUCGUCGCAUUUCGACCUGGAGGCCCGGCUUCCCGGGACGGGUAAGAUAUGGAGUGACACGCUCAGUGCUUGCUUUCGCCAGGUGGUGACUUUCCACCAGGAAGUGGAGAUUUAGACAUAAGAGCACGGAGUACGACGGAUCGGCGACGACGGCCUUCUUCAUGCCGAUGCCGGCCGAAUACCACGAGAGCCACGGUAACCACGAGAACGCCAAUUUCGCUCUCGGGGCCACUCAGCAAGACGCCAGCAACAUGACGGCCAACAUGUACCGGGUGGGAGAUUAUGUCUAUUUUGAGACAUCUUCGACCUCGCCCUAUCAAAUACGAAGGAUAGAAGAACUAAAUAAGACGGCCAGCGGGAAUGUAGAGGCAAAAGUGAUGUGCUUCUUUAGGCGGAGGGACUUACCUUCUACGCUUAUCAUGCUUGCGGAUAAGCAUCAAUGUAAGUAA
Belonocnema kinseyi is the source of this 940-nucleotide messenger RNA. RefSeq names its product metastasis-associated protein MTA3-like. The record is from RefSeq and is a predicted model, not a curated record. The transcript is spliced from 3 exons. Gene Ontology annotation, molecular function: chromatin binding; histone deacetylase binding; transcription coactivator activity. Gene Ontology annotation, cellular component: NuRD complex; nucleoplasm. Bases 653 to 940 code for a protein of 95 amino acids. Gene Ontology annotation, biological process: negative regulation of transcription by RNA polymerase II. NCBI's taxonomy places the organism in Eukaryota, Metazoa, Arthropoda, Insecta, Hymenoptera, Cynipidae.